This is a messenger RNA of Pieris rapae (cabbage white), 1434 nucleotides long. RefSeq names its product collagen alpha-1(XI) chain-like. NCBI's taxonomy places the organism in Eukaryota, Metazoa, Arthropoda, Insecta, Lepidoptera, Pieridae. The record is from RefSeq and is a predicted model, not a curated record. The coding region runs from base 266 to 1402 and encodes 378 amino acids. The transcript has 11 exons.
UUCACUUCAAUAAAUAGUUAAUCAGCAUUAACUACCACUUAUUAUCUGCAACAACAUAUGUAACAAUGAACCAGAAAAUACCAUUAUGUACACAACCUAAUUAUUUAAGCAUCUCUAAUUUAGUCAUUCUUAUCUAAUAGUGUUCACCAGCCGACUAAACCAUAUACAUUAUUAUAUUAACAGGAAAAUGAUGAAUUUAGAUAUAUUGUGUCAUUUUUAACCGCACCUGGGACAUAUAUGUACAUUAGAAUAAAACUGUUUGAAAAUGGUGAAUGUUCAGAUAUUAAUGUUUUUAGUAUAUAGUUUUCAAUUUGUAAAUGGAGAGGCAGCGGAAUCCGGAGCUGUAACCACUACAAGUCAAGAGUCUCCUAUACCAGAUGAAUCUCAAGCACAAAUAAUAUCAGCUGAACUGAGACAAUGCGGUUUACGAAUAACAGGACCUGGUUUAACAUGGGAGAAAGUUGAUGAUUGCGCCUCAGCGUACGCCGAUCCAACAGAAAUGAAGGGGGACCAAGGAUUAAAGGGAAUUCCUGGAGUCAUUGGAAUACAAGGGCUUAACGGGGAACCAGGAUUAAAAGGAGAACCAGGGCCUCAGGGAGAGAAAGGUGACAAAGGAAAGAUAGGUGAAGAUGGUAGUGGGGGAGAAAAGGGUGAUCGAGGUUCUGCAGGACCUAAAGGAGUGAAGGGUGAUCAGGGUGCCUCAAUUCCCGGCCUUCAGGGGCCUCCCGGUGAACCAGGCCCUUACAAUGCAUACAGCCGUCUUUUGAAUGUUGAAUUACCGAAGAAAGACGUUGAAAGUGAUGUACUAGAGUCUGAAGCGCGCAACAGGGAUCCCGGUACAAAGUCGAAUCCAGCGAAAUCGUGCGCAGACAUCGAAGCUGAUGGCAUAACUGAUGGAGAUUACUCUCUGAACCCUGAAAACGAGUUUACUGCGAGCUGUGAUUUUAUAAAACAAAGCGCGUGUCUUAGUCUAGAGUAUGACGAGGAACCUAAACUAUGCGACAGGAAGCCAUGUUGGCUGUUCAAGUCUGGGUUCAAUAUUGGGAAGUUUUAUAGAAAGCAAUUAAAAAAUAUAAAAUAUUUAAGCACCUUAAACGGAACGACACAUUCCACUCACAAGAUUACCAUUAUUUGCAAAUACCUGAGAUUGAGUGAAGAAUCAAAUUUGCAAAUACAAUUAUAUCACAUGCUGUUAAUUGGACCUGAAGCGUCGAACGAGACGCCAUUGCAUUAUAAAGUCAAUAGUGAGAAUUGUAAUUCAGAGACUGACGAAGGAUCUGCUGAAAUAGAAAUAACCAUAAUCGGUCCAUUCUUACCAAUUACGGAUUUUUAUAUAAGAGAUUUUAAUGAAAAAUCUGAACUUAUAUUUGAUAAAACUGAAGUCUGUUUUUAUUAUAAAUAAACGUAAAAUAUUUUUUUAUACGUGUGAAGAAA